Messenger RNA from Kwoniella mangroviensis CBS 8507, 789 nucleotides. RefSeq lists its product as uncharacterized. Lineage: Eukaryota; Fungi; Basidiomycota; Tremellomycetes; Tremellales; Cryptococcaceae. Gene Ontology annotation, biological process: proteolysis. The record is from RefSeq and is a predicted model, not a curated record. The coding region runs from base 1 to 789 and encodes 262 amino acids. Gene Ontology annotation, molecular function: calcium-dependent cysteine-type endopeptidase activity. The transcript is spliced from 6 exons.
AUGUUGAUCACUAAUUCCCUUGGGGUUUUAUGCUGUAUCUGGGCUGGACCCAUUCAGGUGAUCCUCGCGACACCAAUAGAUCCUCUACCAGGUCAAGAUAAGCAAUCCAAAGAGAUUAUCGCUGGACCAUUAUGGUCGAUCGGCGGUCCAGUCGUAACAGAUGUUUUACAAGGACCCGAGGGCGAAUGUUGGUUCCAAGCGACCCUGGCUGCACUCGUGAAAUGUCAUCCAGCCGCUAUUACAAAUAUAGUUGAAGAUAGCGGUAUAGGCAAUGGAGAGGAGGGUAAGGUCACCGACGAGGCAAACGUCAAACUUCUCAACAACGAUAACGAACGGAAGACUUUUCAAGUGGAUCAUCAAACUUCUGUCGUGGGCAUAGCAGAUGGUUUAACCAAUUGGUGGCCUGCAGCUAUUAAAAGAGGGGUGAUGAAGAUGGGUGGAUAUCCCGGUAUAAAAGAGAACACACUAGAGGGUGGAAAGCCCGAAUUUGCAUUGAGAUUCUUGACUGGUAAAGAGGUUGAUGUGAUCGUUGAACCUACCAUCGAUGAAACUUGGAGUUGGAUAAAGCACUCUGAUAGUAGUCCAAUGGUGAUUGGUACCAAAGGCGAUACAAACAAAUUAGAUAGCGAACACGGAUACGCUGUAAUGUCAUAUGACGGUGAUGGACCUGAUGAUGCAAGAGCGAGGUUACGUGAUCCGAAUAACGGAGUGGAAUGGUACGACCUCAGGGAUAUCGCAGAUGAUAUACAGCAUAUAGCUGGAUUGGCAGGUUUCGCUAGUGUACCUUGA